Molecule: messenger RNA, 2528 nt
Organism: Vigna umbellata (rice bean)
Lineage: Eukaryota; Viridiplantae; Streptophyta; Magnoliopsida; Fabales; Fabaceae
Product: flavodoxin family protein / radical SAM domain-containing protein
Biological process (GO): wybutosine biosynthetic process
Molecular function (GO): catalytic activity; FMN binding; 4 iron, 4 sulfur cluster binding
Source: RefSeq, a predicted model, not a curated record
CGCUGGUUCUUCCGUUGGUAUUCGCCGCUGCAAACAGCUCCCGAAACAGAUCGCUGAACUAAACAGUGUUCAAAGAUCCUUCGUUUCGCUCCAUUUUUCAAUAACAAGGCGUAGUUAGAUUCCAUUACUACACAUUUUCUCUCACAAAUCUUCAUUUUCUACUGCAACAAUGUCGAUAUCAAAUUCGCUAUCCUCAGUUCCCGCGCGUCUCACACUCCUCGCUCUCUUCUCCGCCACCACCUUCUACUGUCUCUACAAAUCUCGUCGUUUAAGAUACCUCAAACUAUCCUUAAACCCUAACCCUAAACCUAAACCUAAGAUCAUAUUCCUCUCAGAAACCGGAACCAGCAAAACCCUCGCUCUCCGCCUCCAACGUCUCCUCGCCUCUAACGGCGUCGCAUUCGACGUCGUCGAUUCGCGGCACUACGAGCCCGAGGAUCUUCCCAAGGAGACGCUUCUCAUCCUCAUCGCCUCCACGUGGCAGGACGGCGCACCACCAGCUGCCUCCCGCUUCUUCGCCACGUGGCUCGCCGAAGCCGCCGCCGAUUUUCGCGCCGGCUCACUUCUCCUCUCGAGCUGCCGUGUAGCCGUCUUUGGCGUCGGGAGCCGAGCCUACGGUGAAUCCUUCAACGCCGUCGCGAAGGGCCUCGCGACGCACCUGAGGGCGCUAGGCUCCAAGGAGGUGGUUCCGCUUUGUGAGGGGGAUGUUGAUGGUGGUGACCUGGACAAGGUUUUCGAUCGGUGGUGUGAGAAGGUGCUGGCCGUUUUGAAAGGAGGUGGUGUUGCGGAAUGCGAUGAUGGUGAUGGUGGUGGUGCUCUGGAAUGUGGCGUUUAUUCGAGUUCCGAAGAGGAGUCUGAUGUGGAGAGUGAGAUUGUUGAUCUUGAGGACAUUGCUGGUAAAGCUCCUUCACGGCGGAAGACAUUGGCUAGUGGUGAAGAGAGUAAUGGGAAAUUGAGUGGCAGAAAGGAAAUGGUGACUCCUGUGAUUCGAGCAAAUUUAGUGAAGCAGGGGUAUAAAAUCAUUGGGUCGCAUAGUGGUGUCAAGAUUUGUAGAUGGACAAAGGCGCAGCUUCGUGGUCGAGGUGGUUGCUAUAAACACUCGUUUUAUGGAAUCGAGAGUCACAGAUGCAUGGAGGCAACCCCUAGCUUGGCAUGUGCAAAUAAAUGUGUUUUCUGCUGGAGGCAUCACACAAAUCCAGUAGGGAAAAGUUGGCAAUGGGAGAUGGAUGAUCCGAGAGAGAUUGUAAAUUCUGCAAUAGACCUCCACACAAAUAUGGUUAAACAAAUGAAAGGAGUUCCUGGAGUCACCUUGGAGCGAUUAAAUGAAGGUCUCUCACCUCGUCAUUGUGCAUUAUCUCUUGUUGGUGAACCUAUAAUGUAUCCAGAGAUAAAUGCACUUGUGGAUGAGCUGCACAAAAGGAGGAUUUCCACUUUUCUAGUUACAAAUGCACAAUUUCCUGAGAAAAUUAAAUCGCUGAAACCUAUUACCCAGUUAUAUGUCAGUGUAGAUGCUGCAACAAAGGACUCUUUGAAGGCAAUUGAUAGACCACUAUUUGGCGAUUUCUGGGAGAGAUUCAUUGAUUCCUUGACUGCUUUAAGGGAAAAACAUCAGCGAACAGUAUACCGCCUGACCCUAGUGAAAGGUUGGAAUACUGAAGAUGUUGAUGCUUAUUCUAAGCUCUUUAGUAUAGGAGAUCCUGACUUUGUUGAAAUCAAGGGAGUUACGUAUUGUGGCUCGUCCACUACAUCAAAACUCACAAUGGAAAAUGUCCCUUGGCAUGCUGAUGUGAAAGCUUUUUCAGAGGCCCUAGCUUUGAAAAGUCAAGGAGAGUAUGAAGUUGCAUGUGAGCAUGCUCACUCGUGCUGUGUCCUCUUAGCAAAAACCAACAAGUUCAAAAUCGAUGGCCGGUGGUAUACAUGGAUAGACUAUGAAAAAUUUCAUGAUCUGGUGGCAUCUGGAAAAACUUUUGACAGCAGAGAUUACAUGACUGCCACACCAUCCUGGGCCAUCUAUGGAUCGGAGGAAGGUGGAUUUGAUCCAGGGCAAUCGAGAUUUAGAAAAGAGAGACAUCACAAGUCGAGCCACAAUCAAUCUGGUUAGACAUUUAAGAGCUUUUGGCCACUGACAUUCAUUUUCCCGUUGAUCUUUCUUCUUCAGUGUAUAACUCAUUAGGUUAUACAACAUACUUCAAUAGGAUAGUUUUUAAUACAUGGCUUCAUACAUAGGCUAGUACCAUUUCAGUGUAUUUAAGCCUUUAAGCCCCCAAGUUUUCCCAAUUGCAAGUUGAAAGAAUAUUAUAUUUUUCGUAAUUACCUCAAAUUUUUGAUGUCAAUGUUGUAGUCGCAGAAGCAACUCGUUUUUGAGAUUGAGAUCUGUAGAAUAUGUUUGAAGUUUUGCUGUACAAAGCAUUGCUUAGUGUUGCUCUGUUGUAAUAUUUUGGCAAACUCUUUUAAGUUAUAUAGCCUUUCAGGAGAGGAAGAUUAGGUGGAAAUAUUAUAAUGCAAUGCAAACAUGUAGACUGUGCAAA